Messenger RNA from Hippoglossus stenolepis (Pacific halibut), 1604 nucleotides. RefSeq names its product transmembrane protein 45B (gene tmem45b). Bases 167 to 1009 code for a protein of 280 amino acids. The transcript has 6 exons. The record is from RefSeq and is a predicted model, not a curated record. Lineage: Eukaryota; Metazoa; Chordata; Actinopteri; Pleuronectiformes; Pleuronectidae.
UGUUGAAACUGAAGUAGUUCUUAUCUGUGGUUGUGCAGAGUGGCAGUUCCUCUUUCACCAACUAUCUUUGAUGUGGACAAACACAUUUUUUCGCACGAAGAUCCAUUAAUCAUUCCCAGGGGGAAACGGCAAAGACUUUAAAAAACGCCACUUUAAAGGCUUUACGAUGGCCAACUUUGGAGGACACGCCAUUCCUGGUACCUUCUUCCUGUUUUAUGGCUUGUGGCUGACAGUGAAACACACUCUCCAACAAAACUGGAGGACGAGUCAGCCCAAGGGAAGACAGGCCAUGCCACCUUUAUUUAAAAAAAUGGACUACAUCGAAGGGGGAUCCAAAAUAUUUGCUUCAUUUGUGGGUAUUAUGGUGGAACAGUUUGUGGUGGAUGGGCCACACGCCCACCUGUACGACAGAGACAACAAAUCGUGGGUGAAGCUGAUGAACUGGCAGCACGGCACCAUGUAUCUGUUCUUUGGGAUCUCAGGGAUAGCAUUGGUCACCAGCACCAAAUCCAAACAGGUGCCACCUGGCGUUGACCGCCUUGCCCUCUCCAUUGCUCUUUUUGUAGAAGGUUUUCUGUUCUAUCACCAUGUGCAAAAUCGUCCCCUUCUGGACGCCCACAUCCACUCGCUGCUGCUCGUGGCUGUGUUUGCUGGAUCAGCGAGCACCAUGUUGGAGGUGUUCAUAAGAGACAACUUUGUUCUGGAGCUGCUCAGGGGGUGUCUGUUCAUCCUGCAGGGCUCGUGGUUCUUCCAGAUUGGAUUUGUUCUGUACCCUUUAAACGGAGAACAGUGGGACAUGACAAUGCACAACAACGCCAUGUUUGUCACAAUGUGCUUCUGCUGGCAUUUAGCUGUCGCCCUUCUUCUGGUCGCCUGCACAGUGUGUGUGGUUUCUUGCACAGUGAGGAGAUUGUCAGGAAAGGCACAGGAUAUAGAAAUCGGAAUGAGAAACACAUCCUCAAGUACAAUUUGCCAGAAAGCUUUGCUUGAAGAGUCUGAUGAAGAGUGAAGGCUGUGUUUUGGUUCUUCGAUUUUUUAUUUAAUUUUCUAUGUUUGUGGUUUGAGUGUAUCUCAAGCUACUAUUUGCACAAUGUCGUUAAGAUUUUUCUUUUGGUAAAAAUUAACAAAUGAAAAAACAAAAAUCUAUCAUAUGUUUUAUUUAACAACUGGUAAGAGAACUAAUGAUGUACAAACAAAAAACAAGUCAAACAAGUCAAAGUAAGUCCAACUCACUUCACACAUGCCAAUAUUGUAUUUCAUCACACAUUUAAUGAAAUGACAAACACAAGAUUCAAGUGACAGUCAUAAAGAAAUUGGAAAGUUGUGCCUUUGAAGGAGAUUUUGGUAAAAUAACCACAGAACAAGUUAUUUCCCAAGUUUGUCGACAAUUGAAAGGAAAAUGUAGAAUAUCGAAUCUUGACUUUUUAUGAUUGCCAUUGUAAACUGCCUGAUUUAGCCUAUUUAUGUUUUUAUUACUUUUCAGCUCUAGCAAAUACAAUUCAGGAGACGAAUAAUGAAAACUUCAGUCUGAACACAGAAAAGAAAGAUGUUUCUUGCUUUUUUUAGAGAUUGUCCAACUUGGAAAAUAAAGGCUUAUGACAUAC